ACAUCCCGUUAGCAAAAUUGAACAUUCCAGAUAUUCUGUGCAACUUUUUGUCCCGUUCGUGGACAGUUCACUUCCUUUGCCCAGCUAAAGUUUUUCCCCCGGGCAGGCAGCUUACGGACUGGCCAGUCAAAAGUCUGAAAAUCACGCUUACGGCCGGUCAUUAAUUUUGAAUCCAUUUCAUACUUUAAUCAUCGAUUGUCCCUUAUUGACCGACUCCUGACGGAAUAUUCGCGAGAUUUUGCGCAAAACUUAUAAGUAUCAAAACAUUUUACAAGUCCUUGCAUAAAACUCAACGGACCAGCACAUUUGUACCAAAUUUAUAAAUUGGAAACUGCAUCUCUUUCAGUCGAAGAUAUUAUAAGGAAUAAUGACUGACAGUAUUCCUACUCUGAGUACUUGCUGCUGCUGUAUAUCCCUGCGGACAGGAUCAUACAUCGCCGGAUAUUACUAUUUUGGAGUUGGAAUUUUGUCGAUGAUAUCUUUCAUACCAAAUUCUAUUGACUUCUUCACAUCAAUAUUUAAUUCAAAUCAAACAGGUGAUGCCAUCGUGAGGCUACUUAUCAUUGAGUGCUACAUCGUUCUGAUCAUUUUCUCAGUUUCUGCAUGUUUGCUUAUACAGGCGAUCAAAAUGAAUUCGCCGAAUGAGAUGCGUCCAUUUCUGACGGCAGGUGUGGUGUUCAUUGUAAAUAACAUCUUCCUAAGUUUGCUCGUGGGUGUAACACCUUUGAAGUAUUACGCCGAACGAAUCUUUGAGCCAACACUCAGGAAAGCCUACACUACCGUAAUUUUGAGUCCUCCCGUACAAAUCAUUGAAAUCCUACUUGCCGUGUACUUAAUUUUGGUGGUGUACAGCUACUACAAAAAAAUGAAGCAAGAGGAGGUAGCGGGAGAUACCGUUUAAAGAUGACGAAACGGACUUUAUUGUCAUGCCCAUCUCAAGCUUUGCAUCUUCCAUUUAUAUGUUGCUGUGAUAAUAUAGAUGCAUACCGCGCCGGUGGAUUGUUUA
This is a messenger RNA of Bemisia tabaci, 1006 nucleotides long. The record is from RefSeq and is a predicted model, not a curated record. Lineage: Eukaryota; Metazoa; Arthropoda; Insecta; Hemiptera; Aleyrodidae.